AGCAGAAAUUGCUUUUCGGCCGGUACGGAAAUUGCCUUCCUUUUAGCUUCCGCUCCUGGUCCAUGUGAGGGACAGACCGCUGAGAUGAGCGGGGUUCGGGCUGCGAAGAGCCUUCUGGCUCUAAGGGAACAGGAAGAACUAGAAGAUUUGCCAAAUGACUACCCCUUGAGCACCAGUGAAGAUGAGGGGGAUGGUGGUGGAGAGAGAAAGCAUCAAAAGCUUCUGGAAGCAAUCAGUUCCCUUGAUGGAAAGAAUAGGCGGAAAUUGGCUGAGAGAUCUGAGGCUAGUCUGAAGGUGUCAGAGUUCACGGUCAGUUCUGAAGGAUCAGGAGAAAGGCUAGUCCUUUCAGAUCUGCUUGAACCUGUUAAAACUUCAUCCUCAUUGGCCACUGUGAAAAAGCAACUGAAUAGAGUCAAAUCAAAGAAGACUGUGGAGCUACCCCUUAACAAAGAAGAGGUUGAGCGGAUCCACAGGGAAGUGGCAUUCAAUAAAACCUCACAGACGCUCUCCAAAUGGGAUCCCAUCGUUCAGAAGAACCGACAAGCAGAACAGCUGGUUUUCCCCCUGAUGAAGGAGCAGUCAGCCUUUGCUCCCAUUGAGCAUGUGCUCAACGGCUGGAAGGCAAGAACACCCCUGGAGCAGGAGAUUUUUAACCUCCUUUGUAAGAACAAGCAGCCAGUGACAGACCCUUUACUGACUCCUGUGGAAAAGGCCUCUCUCAAAGCCAUGAGCCUGGAAGAGGCUAAGAUGCGCCGAGCAGAGCUUCAGAGAGCCCGGGCCCUGCAGUCUUACUAUGAGGCCAGAGCUCGAAGAGAGAAGAAAAUCAAAAGCAAAAAGUAUCACAGAGUUCUGAAGAAAGGAAAGGCCAAGAAAGCCCUAAAAGAGUUUGAGAGCCUGAGGAAGACCAAUCCUGCUGCUGCACUGGAAGAACUGGAAAAACUCGAAAAGGCCAGAAUGAUGGAGCGAAUGAGCCUUAAGCACCAGAACAGUGGAAAAUGGGCAAAGUCAAAGGCAAUUAUGGCCAAAUAUGACCUGGAGGCUCGCCAGGCUAUGCAGGAUCAGUUGGCCAGGAACAAAGAACUGACCCAGAAAGUCCAGGUGGCCUCCGAGAGUGAGGAAGAGGAGGGAGGUGAGGAAGAAGAGGGUGAUCUCCUUGUCCCUGAUGCGGUGAAUGAGGCACACAUGACUGCAGAUGGACCGAACCCCUGGAUGGUCAGGAAUCACUCUGGUGACGCAAAAGAGGCUGAAAUCCAGAAGGACCCUGAACAACUUCCAGAGCCAAUGGCCAACGAGGCUUCGGAAAGUGAGGAAGAAGAAAUACCAGUGGCAGAGGAAGAAAUUUUGUUGAAAGAAUUUGAGGAAAGGCGAUCGCUUAGGAAGAUGUCGGGGCUCAACCAGGAUGCCAAGCCAGUGAGCAGACAAGAAACAAAAGAUUCUAGCACCCAGGAGGUGCUAUCCGAACUGAGGGCACUGUCUCAGAAACUGAACAAGGACAGCCAUCAGUGCAGGAAGCAAAACGUGGGUUCAGCAAGGACUGUUUUGUCUGUCCAGAGAGAGGAACCUGCUGGGGAAGAAGAGGAGCCCCCGUUAAUGCAGAGGCCGGAGAGAGCACAGACUCUGGAGGAGCUAGAGGAACUGAGCAAAGAAGGCUGCUUUCAAAAUGAGGAGCUUCCCAGGCCUGCGUUAGAAGGGCAGCAGUUGGAGAGGAAUAAUCAGCCCAGUGCUCCCAAGAAGAAAACGAAGGAACAAAUGAUUGACCUACAGAACAUCCUAACCACCAAAUCUCCUUCCGUGAAGUCUUUGGCUGUCCCCACGACAGAGGAGUUGGAAGAUGAACAGGAGAGAGAGCAAAAGCAAAUGAUAAAGGAAGCUUUUGGUGAUGAUGUCAUCAGAGAUUUCUUGAAAGAGAAGAGAGAAGCUGUGGAGGCGAGUAAGCCAAAGGACGUGGACCUGACUCUGCCUGGCUGGGGCGAGUGGGGCGGUGUGGGCCUGAAGCCCAGUGCCAAGAAGAGACGCCGGUUUCUCAUUAAAGCACCUGAAGGUCCUCCAAGAAAAGACAAGAAUUUACCAAAUGUGAUUAUCAAUGAGAAGCGAAACAUCCAGGCAGCAGCUCACCAGGUGCGGGUGCUUCCAUAUCCAUUUACCCACCAUCAGCAAUUUGAGAGGACCAUCCAGACCCCUCUAGGAUCUACAUGGAACACCCAGAGAGCCUCCCAAAAGCUGACUACACCCAAGGUUGUCACCAAGCCAGGACAUAUCAUUAAGCCUAUAAAAGCAGAGGAUGUGGGCUACCGGUCUUCCUCAAGGUCGGACCUCUCUGUCAUACAGAGGAAUCCAAAACAACUCUCCAUACGUCACAAAAAACAGCUGAAGAAAAAUUAAAGAUUGAGUUGCUGGAAGAGUGACAUCUUGGUGCCUAGAACCAGGACCCCACCCAGAGUGCUCCUCCAUUGGCCGGGUUUUACUACAAGCUACAGAAUCAAUUUCAAAAUUCAUCAGCACACAUUUUAGGAAUAAAGGCAUUUUUAUCUAUUUAA
This is a messenger RNA of Myotis brandtii (Brandt's bat), 2537 nucleotides long. It is a transcript of the gene UTP14A, whose product is annotated as UTP14A small subunit (SSU) processome component. Gene Ontology annotation, cellular component: nucleolus; small-subunit processome. Lineage: Eukaryota; Metazoa; Chordata; Mammalia; Chiroptera; Vespertilionidae. The record is from RefSeq and is a predicted model, not a curated record. Gene Ontology annotation, biological process: rRNA processing.